UCUGAUCUCAUACCACAUUCGACCUCAACGUCAAAUAUUUGAACAUGAAAACAUAGUGUCUAAGGCAAAUGCUAUAUCUAAAGAAUCUGAGAAAGUCGUAAAGUCGUGCAAAUAUUUGAAGACCAUGAUGAAAAGCACCGAUAGUGUGCGAUCAGAGGAGGAGGGGGCUCUCCCGACCACUGCCGUAAAACUCAAUAUCUGGCACAAGAUACUCUUCUAUUUGGUGGGUCUGACUGCGGCCUUGACCAUUUGCCUGCUGAUCCGAUUAUCCAAUAAGCUGGCAGCCGAUGCCCAGCGAAAGGCGAUGGCUCAUUUCAAAGACAUCUCGAGCCGCAUCGGUCACCGAUUUGACAAUUAGCGCCGCUGCGCAUGACACCAACACCAAAAUAUUUAUAUUUGCUAUAACUAACAGUUUGUGCAAACAUCGCGCCAACUACUUAAACAAUACUGUAAACGCGCAAAUGAUUCGAUGUGCAAAUUAAACAAGUGGCAAUUAGCUGAGACGCAGGCUCGACUGGACGACUGCCACGAAGCUAACGAGUAAUAAAAUUGCUAUUUAAAGACGGUUCACAAAGAGUGCUUAAAUAAAAGAGAAUCGCAUUUAGAGUUUAUAAUUAUCAAAAUUGGGAUAGGUCAACGAAGCCUAAAACUGCUGUAGAUAUCAUAAUGCAGUUAUGCGGGUAGAACAUUUUAAAAUAAAUAUAUA
This is a messenger RNA of Drosophila hydei, 706 nucleotides long. RefSeq lists its product as uncharacterized. The transcript has 2 exons. The record is from RefSeq and is a predicted model, not a curated record. The coding region runs from base 125 to 358 and encodes 77 amino acids. Lineage: Eukaryota; Metazoa; Arthropoda; Insecta; Diptera; Drosophilidae.